Daktulosphaira vitifoliae (grape phylloxera) is the source of this 1066-nucleotide messenger RNA. RefSeq names its product acyl-protein thioesterase 2-like. NCBI's taxonomy places the organism in Eukaryota, Metazoa, Arthropoda, Insecta, Hemiptera, Phylloxeridae. Gene Ontology annotation, biological process: protein depalmitoylation. Gene Ontology annotation, cellular component: cytoplasm. The transcript is spliced from 6 exons. The record is from RefSeq and is a predicted model, not a curated record. Gene Ontology annotation, molecular function: palmitoyl-(protein) hydrolase activity; carboxylic ester hydrolase activity. The coding region runs from base 104 to 760 and encodes 218 amino acids.
UUUAUUUUGAAACAUUGUUGUAUACUCUUUGAAGUGAUAUGUUCAAUUACAUUCAGAAUUUAAAUUUUAAAAUAUUUAAUUAAUUAUUUUUCAAUUAAUAACUAUGGCUUAUGACUAUAUUACUGUACAACCAUCAGCUAAACAUUCAGCCACAAUUAUCUUUUUCCACGGUCUUGGCGAAUCUGGCAAUAAUUGGUCAAAUUUGUUUACGGAAAUACGCAAGCCACAUACAAAAAUUAUUUGCCCUUCAGCGAGCAAAAUACCAUUGGACUUAAACAAAGGAUAUGCUAUACCCGCGUGGUUUAACAUUGCCUCAUUAGACGAAAGUUCUAUUGAAGAUGAAUCAGCUAUUCUUCGAGCGGUAGACAAGGUCCAUGAUUUAUUAGAUGAUGAACUAUCUAAAACAAGAAUUCCGUCGAAAAAAAUUUUGAUUGGAGGAUUUUCACAGGGUGGAGCAUUAGCUUUAUAUGCCGCACUGACUUAUCAUAAACCCUUGGCUGGAAUCUUAUUAAUGUCUACUUGGAUACCUCUACAUCGAAGUUUCCCUGAUGCAGCAACAAAUAACCAAAAAACACCAAUCCUCCAAUGCCACGGAACAGACGAUCCAGUAAUACCGUAUAGAUGGGGCCAAAAAACUUCCGUUAUAUUAAACGACUUUGUAUCAAACAUUGAAUUUAUCACAUAUGAAGGUUUGCAGCACCGCGUGAAUAAACAAGAAUUGGAGGAUAUUAAAACAUUUAUUCAUAAAGUUUUACCAUAAUGUGUUGGAGAUCCUGCAUUGUAAUCAUCAUAGAAAGUGUUUUGAAUUGACUCUUUAAUUUCAAGAGUAAUAGGUAAUGUGUAUCAAUAUAAUUAAAAAAGAACAGAUUUUAGAACUACAUGUGCGAAUUCACACUAUAAAAUAAAAUACAAUUCAAUGAAAAACAAUAAGAAAUUGUUAAGAAAAAAAAUAUCUCAAGAAUAAUUAAUCACUAUGAUUUUUUGUAUUCAAUAUAGUCUAAAUUUUCAUAUGGAAAUUAAUUCAAAAAUCAUUUGUUAAUGUAUCUCAUACUGUAAAUAAACUUUA